AUGACAAAGAAAAAGAUUAAGGAUAGAGUUAUUUUGGGAAAACCAAGUGCUGGUCCAGAGUGUGUUAUUCCAAAUGUUGAUGUUAUUGAUGCUAGUCCAGUUUCUUUUGCACCCCCUUUGGGUACAUUAGAAGGACCAUCAAAACCUGUUUCUGGCAAACCUAAAGAUAUAAAUGAAGAAGCAACAUCAGUAGUGGAUGUCAAAGGAAAGAGACAAAUGAAGGAUAUUGUAUUGCUUAUGGAAACAGAUGUUAUUGGUUUUAGAGCUAAUUAUGAAAGUCUUUUUAAAAAAAUCCAUUUGCAUGUUAGUGUUCUUGAUUCAUGGUCUCGUAUACUAAAUCAUCAAGAGAAAUUCAGAGAUGUUGUUAAUUCUCCACUCAGAUUGUUCAUGAAUUCUGACACUACUUUGUCAUUUGAAUAUACUCAUUUGAAUGAAACUGCAAAAUAUAAAGUUUUCAAGGACAGCUUCUCUCGCAGUGUUUCUGGUGAUAGAGACUUGAAGGUUUUGAAGGAUGUUGAUAUGGUAUUUUUUCCCGUUUUGAGGCAUAAGCACAUAUAUCUUAUUGUUAUGAAUCUGAAGAAACGUGCUUUUGAGGUUAUCGAUAAUGGUGCAGAUGAUGCUGAUUUCGAUGAUAAGUAUGGUGCAGUUUUUAAACCUCUUAUAUGUAGUAAAGAUUUGUUAUGUUCAAUGGAGAUAAUCUUUCUAAGUAAUGGUGGAAGAGUUCUUGGAGUCAGCUACAAUCUGUAUGAAAAUCUAGCUAGGAAUAUGAAGAACAAGAAUCUUGGAAAAUGGGGAACGUGA
Lactuca virosa is the source of this 801-nucleotide messenger RNA. Lineage: Eukaryota; Viridiplantae; Streptophyta; Magnoliopsida; Asterales; Asteraceae. The record is from the annotation of a GenBank genome assembly.